AUGGAGGAGCCAUUUAAGAUCCCCCUGGGCAGCAGUAUCUCACAUCUUGGCAAAGAUGAUUUCCUGGAGGCAGCUGGAUUCUUGGCUAUGGAAGGCCUGGCCGGCAACGGUCCUCUGGGGGGCCUCUGUGGCCACGGGAGUCUUGUUGGCAUGAAUGAAGUUUUAAAGAGCUGGAUUCCUCUUGGGAAACUAAACUGGAUGCUAAGUUCCCUCAGUGUUGCCAAGCUGAACGUGACCAUCAACGUGCUCUUAACACUGCACCAGAACAGUUACGGCCACGUCCUGUUCCUCCCGAAUAGCUGCCAGUCUGUCUGCACUGACAUCCAUCUGUGUCCAAUGGUCGAAUUCUGGUUCCGCAUCAUCAAUCAGGACAUGAACAAGCUGAAAUCUGUCCAAGAUAAACUGAAGACUGACCUGAAGGACACUCCGGAUUCCAGCGUUUCACAACAGGCCAAACAGACCGGCGAGAAAGUUGGAUUGAAACUCACAAAUGCUGAUAUCCUGGAUGUUAAACUUGAACUGACUCCCGAGGGCGAUGGCCUUAACCUGAGGGUCCCUAUCACAGCCAAUGUCAACCUGAAACUGCCUGGCACUGACGAGUUGGUCAACCUGAAGGCUUCGUUGGACGUCCUGAAAGGUGUCAAAAUUGAAAAGGAUGCCCAGACUGGCCUGCCUAAGGUGGUUCCAGGAAAAUGUGCCGUCGACCCAGUCAGCAUCCAGCUGCACCUGUUGGGCAGGAAGAGCCUUUUGAUCAACACACUUUUGGACAGUGUAUCCGGAUUGGUGGGAAAGACUCUGUCAGGCCUGGUAGAGAAGCUGGUGUGCCCAUUGUUGAGCUUCCUCACCCAGAACAUGAGUGUGGACUUUGUGCUGGACACCAUUGCUGACCAAGACAAACUGAAGCCUGACCCGAAGGCCAGCCAGGAUGCCAGCGUUUUACAACAGGAUACACAGGCGUUCCCACAAACUGGGAACUUGUUGGAGAAUGGCAUUUAUGACUUACUUCCACCUGAAGCCCGAGCUUUGGGUUUGACAAUCAGCAAUCUUCGGAUCCUGAGUCCCAAAUAUGAACUGUCUCCUGAUGGCCAAAGCCUUAACAUGAGGACCCCCAUCACAGCCGAUGUCAACCUGAAAUUGCCUGUCAUUGGCCAGUUGGUCAACCUGAAGGCUUCGUUGGACCUCAUGAGAGGUGUCAGAAUUAGAAAGGAUGCCCAGACUGGCCAGCUCACAGUGGUCCCGGGAAAGUGCUCCGUCAAUCCAGUCAGCAUCCAGCUGAACCUACUGGGCAGGAAAAUCAGUUUGAUCAACACACUUUUGGACGGUGUAACCGGCUUGGUGGACAAGGCUCUGUCCUUGGUGGUAGAGAAGCUGGUGUGCCCAACGUUGAGCUCCAUCAUCCAGAAACUGAAUGUGGAUUUCGUGCAGGACACCAUCGACUGCUCUCAUUGCUGUGCCCCCCAGAGGGUCUCCCUCUCAGAAGAUGCUGCCACACCUGACAGGAACAAAAGCCCGAGCCCAGCCAGGAGGACCCUAUUGAAACUCAAAAAUGCUGAUAUCCUCGAUAUUAAACUUGAACUGACUCCCGAGGGUGAUGGCCUUAACCUGAGGGUACCUAUCACAGCCAAUGUCAACCUGAAACUGCCUGACAGUGACGAGCUGGUCAACCUGAAGUUUUCGUUGGACGUCCUGAAAGGUGUCAAAAUUGAAAAGGAUGCCGAGACUGGCCUGUCCAAAGUGGUUCCAGGAAAAUGUGCCGUCGACCCAGUCAGCAUCCAGCUGCACCUGCUGGGCAGGAAAAGCCGUUUGGUCAACACACUUUUGGACGGUGUAACUGGAUUGGUGGGAAAAACUCUGGCAGGCCUGGUAGAGAAGCUGGUGUGCCCAUUGUUGAGCUUCCUCACCCACAACAUGAGUGUGGACUUCGUGCAGGACACCAUUGCUGACCAAGAGAAUCUGGAGCCUGACCUGAAGGCCAGCCAGGAUGCCAGCAUUUUACAGAAGGUCAAGCAGAGGGUUCUGCAAAUUAAGAACUUGGAGAAUGUGGAUUUACAUUUACUUUCACCUGAAGUCCUAACUUUGGGGCCUGUCAUUGGCCAGUUGGUCAACCUGACGUCUUCAUUAGACAUCCUGAGCAGUGUGAGAAUUAUAGAGGAUGAUGAGCCUUACCAAAACUCGGUGGUCAUGGAACAAUGCACCGUCGACCCAGACAGUGUCCAGCUGAAACUACUGAGCAGGGAGGCCGAGGACAAGCAGUUUGACCAGCACAUUUGUGGACCGUGGACCCGGGUUGGUGAAAAGGGCUCUGUCCAGCGUGGCAGCAAGUACCGUGAGUCCGGCAUCCCUGGGGCCCGGGUCUGGCCCGUGUGCCAACUGUUGAACCUGUGUCUCUAUAGCCAAAGUGAGAUCAUAGGAAAGAUCAUUGAUGAUACAGUGACCCCUGAUGCUGACCCCUGGCUCCAGCGUGGGAACAUCACACCCAUACUUCAGAGGAUGCCCACACUCCCUACUGAUGAUGAGGAACCGAAGGCUUAA
Molecule: messenger RNA, 2532 nt
Organism: Condylura cristata (star-nosed mole)
Lineage: Eukaryota; Metazoa; Chordata; Mammalia; Eulipotyphla; Talpidae
Exons: 24
Coding region: 1-2532 (843 amino acids)
Molecular function (GO): lipid binding
Source: RefSeq, a predicted model, not a curated record